Meloidogyne enterolobii is the source of this 725-nucleotide messenger RNA. The record is from the annotation of a GenBank genome assembly. NCBI's taxonomy places the organism in Eukaryota, Metazoa, Nematoda, Chromadorea, Rhabditida, Meloidogynidae.
UUUGUCUGCAGCGUAAAAAAAAAAGACAUUUGGGAGAGAAAUAAAAGAAUGAUUGUGAAUAAAAUUUUAAAUUGUAUUUUUGUGGCGUAAUUAUAUUUUGGAAAUUUUUUCCAUUGUGUACUUGAAAUUUUUUUACUUUAACUUAACAUUUUUUCAAUAACAGCCCUGAUUUAUUAUUAAAUUCAUAUAAAAUUAUGGAGGUCACUUCAGAUGAUUUAAAAUUUCCAAAGGCUAUUGUCGCCAGAAUAAUCAAAGAUGCCUUGCCAGAAAAUGCUAUUGUUUCUAAUGAAGCAAAAAAUGCAAUUGCAAGGAGCGCAGCUAUAUUUAUUUUGCAUGCUACUUCUUUGGCUAAUGAUAAUGCACAUUCAAAGAAACGUAAAAAUGUAACUGCCGAAGAUGUCCUUUACGCAGUCAAGCAAUUGGAAUGUUCAGAGCUUGAAAGUCCGGUAAUUCGCUUUUAAAUGAUAUUUAUUUAAAUGUGUGAGAAUUAAUAACUUAAAAUAUUUUUCUUUUGUAAUGAAAUGCGAAAUGAACAAAAACAGUAUUAAAAUACUCAAAAGGUGAAUUAUGAUUUUUUUGCAGAUUGGAAAAUUAAUUUUUCCACUCGGGUUCGUACCCAAUACCUCAGAUUUUCAUUUUUUUAUGCAACUGAUACCUCAUUUAAUUAUUUUUCAUUCAUUUGUAUUUUAUUUACUUUAUUUUUAUUCAACCCUGCUUGACGAGCU